Paramacrobiotus metropolitanus is the source of this 2139-nucleotide messenger RNA. RefSeq names its product papilin-like. The record is from RefSeq and is a predicted model, not a curated record. Bases 941 to 1750 code for a protein of 269 amino acids. The transcript has 8 exons. Gene Ontology annotation, molecular function: serine-type endopeptidase inhibitor activity. Lineage: Eukaryota; Metazoa; Tardigrada; Eutardigrada; Parachela; Macrobiotidae.
CAGAAGGACGGCGGGGUGGCGUGUGCGGAGACGGAGUUCGGGUGUUGUCCGGACAACUCCACCGUGGCCGAGGGACCCUACCGGGCCGGCUGCAACGCCACGGGACGGCGCCGACUCCAUCGGAAGUAAACCGCGACAACGCCGCUUGAAGUCCGUCCCCAUGUUCCCCAUGGACAACAGCGGGACGCUGGAUCUCAGCGCGGGAUGAUUGCGAACGCCACCGACAUCACCGGCAGCUUGGAGAAUAACCACCCAUAUGCAUCUAUCACCAUCCAGAACCCACACCACCGCCCUACGAACCGGAAGCCCCUGUGGAGGGUGGACGUUCGUCUUCCUUCCCUGCCACCUCGUUUCAAUGAUGGAUCCUGACGUUAGUUCGUGGAGGGACUGUACGUACGAUGACAGCGAUGUACCCGAAUCCUCGUACGCAGAAUUCCUGAUCAUCCCCAACAGCGCCAAGGACGUGCGCCCGCUGAGUUUCGCCUGGCUGGCCCGCUCCUACGGGCCCUGCAGCUCCAGCUGCGGCGGCGGACGACAGAGUCGGCCGGUGGUGUGUGUCCGCACCAGCGACUACGAACCGGUGGACGACGAAUUAUGCGACGCGCUGGUCAAGCCGCAGGCCAGUCGGCAGUGCAGUGUCGAUCCCUGUCUCGCAUUUGCACCCAAAAAUGUGGCGGCGGAUCGAAGCAGCGCGGGGUGGCGAGUGCGGAGACGGAGUUCGGCUGCUGUCCGGACAAUUCCCCCGUGGUCGAGGGACCCUACGGGGCGGGCUGCAAUGCCACGGCCAACGGUGUGGAUUCAACCGGAGGUAAGCCGCGACAACGCCGCUUGAAAUCCGUCCCCAUGUUCCCCAUGGACAACAACGGGACGCUCGACCUAAAACGCGACGGAUACGAACGCCACCGACACCACCGACAGUUUGGACCUAGACGAGACGGACAUGGUGACGACGGAGAUGACCCCGGCGGACAACGACACGCGGACGCUGGGCGAGGACCUGGCCAUGGCGCCCACCGGCCGCAAGGCCAAACUCUGCUCCCAACCCAUGCUGCGCACCAACGACACCGCCGACGGGGCCGGCGCGGACGGACUGAGCGCCACCGACACCGACUGCGCCGCCUCCCAGUUCGGCUGUUGUUCGGACAACACCACGGCAGCCAGUGGCGCGAACCAGGAGGGCCAGCUACGAGGUCGCCGUGGAGGGCUCGGCAGCGGAAUGUGUGAAGGAUCCGAGUUCGGGUGCUGUCCGGACGGGAAAAUGCAGGCCCGCGGACCGGACCAUGCCGGGCGUAAGCCGAUGAGCAGUAAACCGGCCGUUACGCAGGGAGAGUGUGCGCACACUGAGUUCGGGUGUUGCGCGGGCGGGCAGACGGUGGCGUUGGGCGCGGAACGCGAAGGCUGUCCGGAGAGUGACUGCGCAAACAGUUAUCAUGGCUGCUGUCCCGACGGGGUGACCUUCGCGCAGGGACCCGGCUAUGAGGAGUGCCCGCACAUCAAACAGCCCAAACAAAAUUGUGAAAUGUACUCGGAACAAGGUCCCUGCCGCAAUUACAGCAUCAAAUGGCAUUAUGACUUUGAUUACGGUGACUGUACGCGCUUCUGGUACGGCGGAUGCGAAGGCAAACGACAACCGCAGCCGAAAUGGCAGGCGGAAUGUAUCCGGCCCUCCGGGGCGGCGAUGUGCCACCUCCCGACGGUGCACGGCCCCGGCCACCAAAAUUUGAGGAUGCUACGCCUUGUACGUCCGUGAGUGCUGCCUUUCCAUUACGGCGGCUGUCUGGGCAACGAGAACCGCUUCGAGAGCCACCAGAAUACCUGUCUCGAUCGCCCUUUUUUAUUGCCAUUGCACUACAUCAACCCGCUAAACUUCUCCACUUCAUUUGUGCAGUAACGGGCAAAACUGGUUUUAGUACUUGGUUAUCGGUCCACGGAGAUACCUUACUAUUGUUGAAUUUAUAAUUUGUCUUCAGCAUUUUUAUUUGAAAUAUGCGGGCGUUAGUCGGUUUAACGCUAUGAUAUUUCUCAGUGCACGAUGUUUAUUUGUCCAUGUUUGUGUUUGUAUUGAACAGCCAUCUGCUGUAUGCCGGUGGAUGCGGGAGCGUGCGACGAGCGGCAAUCGCGUAAUUACUACGACAUUUC